This is a messenger RNA of Sphaerulina musiva SO2202, 1019 nucleotides long. RefSeq names its product mitosis protein dim1. Gene Ontology annotation, cellular component: U4/U6 x U5 tri-snRNP complex; spliceosomal complex; U5 snRNP. The record is from RefSeq and is a predicted model, not a curated record. The transcript has 2 exons. Gene Ontology annotation, biological process: mRNA splicing, via spliceosome. Bases 44 to 475 code for a protein of 143 amino acids. NCBI's taxonomy places the organism in Eukaryota, Fungi, Ascomycota, Dothideomycetes, Mycosphaerellales, Mycosphaerellaceae.
ACGAACCACAACUUCACAUCCAAGAGGAAACCGAACAGAAAAGAUGGGAUCCGUCGUCAUUCCUCACCUCGUCACCGGCUGGCACGUGGACCAAGCUAUCAUGUCCGAAGAAGACCGUCUCGUGGUCAUCCGUUUCGGCCGCGAUUGGGAUCCGGACUGCAUGCGACAAGACGAAGUCCUCUACAAAAUCGCCGACCGCGUCAAGAACUUCGCUGUCAUCUAUGUCUGCGAUCUCGACCAAGUUCCCGACUUUAAGCAAAUGUACGAACUGUACGACACAGUGACACUCAUGUUCUUCUUCCGCAACAAGCAUAUGAUGUGCGAUUUCGGAACGGGAAACAAUAACAAGUUGAACUGGGUGCUGGAAGAUAAGCAAGAGUUGAUUGAUAUUAUCGAGACCAUUUAUAAAGGCGCGAAGAAAGGAAGGGGUCUGGUGGUCAGCCCGAAGGAUUACUCGACAAGGUACCGAUACUAGAACUCAAGCGACUUCGGGAAUGUGUGAAGACCCAGUGAUAAUAUGGAAGUCGUGCUACACGGGCGCGAAUGGACCAUAUCUGGGCAUAUCUAUUGGCUUGGCACUUGCGUGAAGUGUGUGCGUCGAUGCUCUGCGAUAUUCACAGGGAGGGGCUAUGGGGACUGGCCAGCCACGGUUGCUGUGAACGGGGUUGCUUGACCUGCAUGCAGCCAGCAGACGAGAGUAGUAGAGAUUUACCCUACUCCACGAAUAUGGACAGCAUGUCAUGCGGGAGGCGGGCUGCCUUAAUAUGCCUCCUAGGGGUCAAUACAUCCGCCAUAACUACGAUGGAUCAAUGAGCUACGAUGGAGUUUGAGGGAGUCCAAGAGACUGAAAUGCUUUCUCUACUGUAAGUACUCUCGUUCCAUUAUGCAGUGGAUGUGUACUGGUGACAUGCCUUCAUGAACCGUAUGCUCUCCCAUCCCCCCGCAGAUCAUACGCAAUUGCCGUCCAGUGCCUGGUUCUCCAAACAGGUUGUCUUGUAGCUCCACGUAUAUUGACAUGC